AUUUUCUUCUCUCUUCAAUCUUGUUCAAUUCGCGUCUCCAGCCAUUAUCAUCCUUAUCCCAACCCCUGAAAAAACUCCCCAUGUAAACUCCUCCUUUCAUUGAGUUUUCCUUUUCAAGGAACCGUUCAAGAUGAGAAAGAAAGUUGAAGACGAAAAGAGUAGAGAGAAAAGUGUUUUGUUGCCAAUAUUUUUUUCUCUUCAUCUUCAUUCUCAUCUUUUUGAAACAUAAGAGAGUAACUUUAGUCGAGUUCAGUCCAAUGAAGAGUGUGAUUCUCCUUUGCGUGUGUUUAUCAAUUCCUUUUCCAUGUUAACCUUGUUAAUAUGUUUAUACAGCAAUUACCUUUAGCCAGAAGCAGCUCAUCAUCAACAUCAUCAAAAUCAUUGUAAUCAUCAUUAAAUUACCAUUGUUACAAGUAACAUCAUUUCAAUCUGAUUUGGUUUCCAAUAAAAAAAGCGAAAGAAAAUAGAAGAGAAAAAAGUAAAGAAAAUUGGCGAAACCAAGUAAACAAUUGAAAUUAUUCAUUUUACUCAACUUGAAAUUCAAUUUUAACCCUUUUCUCCAAACGUGAAUUGAAUAAUUUGAAAAUGUUGACAAAAAAAGUGACAAAAUUACAUUCACUUUGCAAGUGAAAAUACGAAGGAAAAAAAGUUUCUCUUUUCACGAUUUCGAUUGAUGAUUUGAUUCCCGAUUUUCAUCUAUAAAUGUGAUAUUUCAACUCAACUAAUCAACACCAAAAGACUGUGUGCUAUUGUGCCUAAAGCAUCAAUUCAAUCAGUUGUUAUCAAUAGUUGGGAAAGAAGAGAAGAAGAAGAAGAAGAAAAAAAAGGAAAAAAGUUGAACAAAAAUUGUAUUAACUUGUUCAAAAGGGAAGCAACAAAAAAUUGUUAUUGUAAACUUUAUCAUGAGUAAAGUGUUUCAUUGUGUGUUUACACUUUUCACGAUGAAUAAGUGAAUUUGUUUUGAAUUGGUUUCCAUUUGAUAUUAUCAUUUCAAUCCAUUUAAACUUGAAUGUGAAUCUUGAUCUUUCGGCUUCAACAUUCUUCUUUAUUCUGGGGUUACAUUAUCGUCAACUUGAACCAAAGUGAACACAAGUGUAAAGACGGAGAAGAAGGGAAAAAAAUGUUGAAAAAAACGAAUCACUGUUGACAUCUUUUACUUUCAACCCUUCACCAUGACAACAUGAUGAUUAUUUUUGCUUCAUCGUCAUCACCAUCUUUAACAUUGUCACCAACAUUAUGAUCAUCAUUUGUUGGAUGUAAUGAUAUUCCAUGUGAACAAAAUUGUGUUACCUUUUCCAACCAUGAAUUAGUCUGUGCAAAAAGCAUAAUAACGAAGAAGAAGAAGAAGAAAAAGAAAAGUAGAUAAUUUCAUUUUUCAUCUUCUGGUGAGAUUACCUUGAUGCUUACCAGUUGUGGUUUACUCUUGUUUGUGAUUAAGGUUAAUGUUUAAAUCAAUUAUUAAUGUGUGAUUAAGUUAACCAAAUUGAUGACAAUCAAUUGUUGUCGCUCAUCUUGAUGCUUUAUUUGCAUCAUUAUUUAAUGUAAAGCAGGCAAAAGUGAAACUGCACCAAAUUAUGAAUUCAUUAGUCAAUUCAUACACUGACCUUUUACCACAACCAACAACAUUAUCAUCAUUUGCAUCAACUGAUGCCUAUCAUCCAGUCACUCAUUUUACCUCUUUUCUUGCCUCCCAGUUGGUCUCUUCAUUAUCGGCCAACCUUUCAACCCAGGGUUACCUUGAUGAACCCUUGAACCUAACUUAUUUAACCAGUGAAAGUGACUUGACUUCACCUUCAGGUUCACCCGAGUUGCCCUCAACCAGUAGCAUCACAUUAGCCAACCCCAGUUACAUUGAGUUUCGUGAUCGAUCACGCUUCUGGAUUCAACGUAUUCUUGUUCCGCUAGUUAUGAUUAUUGGUGUUAUCGGCAAUUCAAUGACCAUUGUCAUCAUGACUCGACGACGGAUGAGAAGCUCAACCAAUUUUUAUCUUGCUGCCUUAGCAUCAAUCGACAUGAUGUACCUUAUAUUCAUUUUUAUCCUUUCCCUGAAACACUAUCCGGACGCUGACCAUUCAACCUUUUACUAUUACUGGGUCUUUUAUCCGUUCAGUUUAAUGAUUGUCGAUGGUUGUUCCAACAUAUCAGUCUGGCUUACAGUUACUUUUACCUUUGAAAGGUUCAUUGUGGUUACACAUCCAAUUCGAGGUAAGGUCAUUUGUACAGAGGCAAGAGCCAAAAAGGUGAUCCUUGCCGUUUUCAUCAUUUGCUUUACUUAUGUUUUACCGACACCAUUCGAGUGGAUUAUCGUUGAAAAGUUGAGUCCCUUGGAUAAUUCGACUCGAAUUGAUGUUCGCUAUUCCGAUUUUGGUCGCAAUAAAACGUACAGAACAAUCUAUUAUUGGACAACCUCCGUGCUGUUCACCUUUCUUCCAUUAACACUGUUGGCCUUUUUCAAUGCUUUCCUCAUUCGAUCAGUUCAACUCUCCCGUCGAGCUCGUUCUGAAAUGACCCAGUCAAAGAUAACAACUGCCUACUCAACAGUCUCCAAAAGCGAUCCCGAUCCAAGUCCACGGUUGGGUCGCAAUGGUGUAGUCGCUAGUGGAACUAGCAGUGGGUCAAACAAGGUUGACCAUUCGACUGCUCAAGAGACUAAGAUAACCAUCAUGUUGAUAUCGGUUGUGGUGCUUUUCCUGUGUUGCCAGUCACCAACAGCAAUCAUGUUAAUCUAUUCAUCUCUCCGUGAUGACGGUCGCAACACCAAUGAAUACUAUUUGCACAUAGCGUGGAACAAUAUUUUCAAUUUCCUGGUGGCUGUUAAUGCAGCCGGAAACUUUGUCCUCUAUUCACUGCUCAGUCAAAAAUAUCGUCGAACCUUUGUACAGCUUUUUUGUCCCUGCAUCAAGGGUCGCCUUUCCCGUCUCCAAUCAUACCAGCAAACCCUUUACCCUUCCAAUGCAACCACCAUUGGUUAUUCAACUUCAUCCGAUAAACGGUUCAAUGAACUUUUAUCCGUCUCAAGUGAUUCCAAGUCUCGCGGCGGGUCAACCUCACCCCGAGUCUCAAGAGUCGGUCUGCCUGGGAAUGGGUUUGACUUUGGCGGUCGACCAAACAGUAAUUACAAUCUUAAUCAAACCCCAACAACACCGACAACCAACAUGAACUUAUUCAACAGUAAAACUUGCAACAACAACAACAACCAGACGGACCACAAUUCAGGUGGAAACAGUGACCAACAAAAUGACUCGACAAAUGUAGUUGAAAUUAAUUGCAGUACAAAUGAAGACAAAGGAUUGCCCGAUUGAGGAACGCAAAAGUGCGCUCAAAGAAGCGACCAAAAAAACGUUCAUUUAACCAUCAAUUGUACAAGAAGUCUAGUUUGUUGUAACAAUCCAAGCAAUUUAUUGUAACAAUUGAGACUAAAGUGUCUUAACCGAUUCGGUAUUUAAUAUUUUUAUUUCAACUUUUCAAUGAAAGCAAAUGACUCGAGUUUCAACUUUUGCAUUUCCAGGACAAAAAGCAAAAGAACAGUUGAUAUUGAGAGGAAAAGGUCAACUCAAUGUGGGCACAACUAAUGAACAGACAACACUGUAAUUAUACGUUAAUAUGUUUAAUAAUUUUGUUCAAUUGUGGUCAACCUUGCUUGAUGGACAACAACAAAAAUCCAAACUUAAUCAUUUGAAUCUCAUUUUGCCUUGAAAAGCAAUUCAACUGUAAUAACAUUUACAAAAGUCAAUAAUGAUGAUUAUAAAAGUUAUAAAUAAUGAUAUCAAUAUUAACCACAAAUAAAGAAAAUCUUUUUUUUUG
Tetranychus urticae (two-spotted spider mite) is the source of this 3804-nucleotide messenger RNA. Its product is annotated as thyrotropin-releasing hormone receptor-like. Gene Ontology annotation, molecular function: G protein-coupled receptor activity. Gene Ontology annotation, cellular component: membrane. Lineage: Eukaryota; Metazoa; Arthropoda; Arachnida; Trombidiformes; Tetranychidae. Gene Ontology annotation, biological process: G protein-coupled receptor signaling pathway. The record is from RefSeq and is a predicted model, not a curated record.